Molecule: messenger RNA, 1182 nt
Organism: Rhodotorula toruloides NP11
Lineage: Eukaryota; Fungi; Basidiomycota; Microbotryomycetes; Sporidiobolales; Sporidiobolaceae
Product: L-asparaginase
Exons: 10
Coding region: 1-1182 (393 amino acids)
Molecular function (GO): asparaginase activity
Source: RefSeq, a predicted model, not a curated record
AUGUUCGCCAAAGCCUCCCUCGCCCUCGCCGCUGCCGCCUCUCUCCUCGGUACGACUUCGGCCGCUCCUCUCGCUUCCUCCUUCGUCGGACGCUCGCUCGUCGAACGUGCGCCCGUGACGAGCGUCGAAUUUAACGUCACCUACAAGAGCAAUUAUACCGAGCACCUUCCGAAGACGCUUAUUCUCGCAACUGGAGGAACGAUCGCUGGCUCGUCUUCUUCUGCGACUGACUCGACUGCUUACACCGCCGGCGUCGUCGGAAUCGGCGUGCUCGUCCAGGCCGUUCCUCAGUUGCUCAAUGUUUCCAACAUCGACGGCAUGCAGGUCUCGAACGUCGGCUCAGAGAGUCUGACGGACGAGAUCGCUCUCCGCCUUUCCAAGCUCGCGAACAAGGCGCUUUGCGCGGCUGAUGCGCCUUACGAUGCCGUCGUCAUCACUCACGGCACCGACACCCUCGAGGAAACUGCUUUCUUCCUCGACAUCACCGUCGGCUGCGACAAGCCUGUCGUCGUCGUCGGCUCGAUGCGUCCCAGUACUGCUAUCUCCGCUGACGGACCGAAUAACCUGCUGCAAGCUGUUACCACCGCUGUCUCGCCCAACUCGCGCGCUCGCGGCACUCUCAUCGUCCUGAACGACCGCAUUUGCGCAGCUUACUACUGCGAGAAGACUCAGGCCAACACGCUCAACACCUUCGCUUCGCCCGAACCCGGCUACAUCGGCGGCCUCCUCUCUGACAAGCCCUUCUACUACAUGGGCGCCUCGAAGCCGACCUUCAAGCAGGUCUACGAUAUCUCGAACGUCACCGAGCUCCCGCACGUCGAGAUGUUCUACAGCUACCAAGGCGCCGACUUUGAGCUCCUCAACACGACGGUCGCGAAUGGCGCCAAGGGAGUUGUCAUCGCUGGAACGGGCGCGGGAUCGCUCACCGAUGCCGGCAUUAGCAACGUCGAUGCAACCGUCUCGAAGGGCGUUCCGGUCGUCCGCUCGACCAAGAUCAACGUCGGCUUCGUCACGCCCGGCGACUACCCGAAUACGAUUGCCUCUGGCUCGCUCAACCCCGUCAAGUCGCGCAGGCAGCUCCAGGUCCUCCUCGCGCUCAACAAGACGAACGACGAGAUCCGCACUGCUUUCGAGGAGCCGCUCAAGACGUACCUCAACCUCAACAUUUCGAGCUACUACUAG